Trichoderma virens Gv29-8 is the source of this 951-nucleotide messenger RNA. RefSeq lists its product as uncharacterized. The coding region runs from base 1 to 951 and encodes 316 amino acids. The record is from RefSeq and is a predicted model, not a curated record. The transcript has a single exon. NCBI's taxonomy places the organism in Eukaryota, Fungi, Ascomycota, Sordariomycetes, Hypocreales, Hypocreaceae.
AUGGCUACGCAAGAGACAGCAAAAACUUUAUAUCUUGAUGCCGAUGGCAUAAAAUAUGCGUACCGGCUCAUCGGAAAUUACACAGCCCGAAGCCACUCUGUUCCUUUGCUGAUGCUCAAUCACGUUCGGGCCACCAUUGAUACCUGGGAUCCUGAAGUCAUCAACAACUUCACAGCGUCUGGUCGACAACUUAUAACAUACGACUAUGCUGGUAUAGGACACAGUCAAGGUAAUAUCGCGCCAUCAAUCAGAGGCUUCGCGGUUAACCUACUUGCCUUUCUUAACGUCCUACUCCCAUCUCUCCACGCUCAGCAAGUGGACGUUCUCGGUUUCUCUAUGGGUGGUUACGUUGCUCAACAAUUUGCUUUGGAUGCACCUCACUUGGUUAAUAAAUUGGUUCUCAGCGGUACUGGGCCAAGCCUUGGGCCAGGCGUCGAGCGACCUAUGAAUGAGGUACAAUCCACAGUCUUCAACCCUACUCCAGGGCUGCCGACAAUUGAAGCAUUCUUCCCAUCAUUCACAACCGGUACCGAGGGACAAGCUUGGUUCAAUCGAAGUACCAACUCGCGACAGGGUGUUGCUGGGAAAAAUGGAGAACCUGGAAUUGCAUCCUUCACAACUGGAGAAGAUCUGGUUAAGCUCACGCAGGCUUACUUGACUUGGGAUGCCGAUCCAGUCCCAUAUUCUCUGUUGCAAACUAUACAGAAAGAUGCACUCGUCACCACCGGAGAUAAUGAUCUUAUUGUUCCAACACAAAAUUCCUAUGUGCUAGCUCGACAGCUAUCACGAGCCAACUUUGUCAUGUUUCCCAGCAGUGGUCAUGGUCAUCUGUUCCAAUACGCCGGCUAUUUUACCAAGGUUGUUGGCGAAUUCUUGGACGGUAAACUUCCAACAGCGCCAUUCUCAUCGGGCCAAGCUCCUCCAUUCGGAACAUAUGGAAACAUUAAUUGA